CCACUUCAGCGCGAGACGCGGAGAACUCACCACGCGCAGAGGAGAGCUGUGUGCAGCAGGAGCGCGAGCGGACGGACCUGGAGUGAAGCAACAGACUGGAUGACUUUUUUCAUUACCCGACUUCUUAUCUCAUUGCCGGACAAAAAGACGGAACAAGUUGGGCUCUAGGAAGCAACAAACAGCAGCUGAAAGAGCAGAAGAGAAACCUGAAGACUGAAGAAGUUCAGGACCUUAGACUCUGUGCAGAAAAGACGACUGUCUCUUGAAGAGGUAGCGACCUCUCACCAUGCAGCACUACGGGGUGAACGGCUACUCUCUGCACGCCAUGAACUCCCUGAGCGCCAUGUACAACCUGCACCAGCAGGCCGCGCAACAGGCGCAGCACGCGCCCGACUACCGGCCGUCCGUGCACGCGCUCACACUGGCCGAGAGACUAGCUGACAUCAUCCUGGAGGCUCGCUACGGCUCUCAGCACCGCAAACAGCGCCGGAGCCGCACGGCCUUCACGGCACAGCAGCUGGAAGCGCUGGAGAAGACUUUCCAGAAGACCCACUACCCGGAUGUGGUGAUGAGGGAGCGGCUGGCUAUGUGCACCAACCUGCCCGAGGCCCGCGUGCAGGUUUGGUUCAAGAAUCGCAGAGCCAAGUUCCGUAAGAAGCAGCGCAGCCUCCAGAAGGAACAGCUUCAGAAGCAGAAGGAGGCAUCAGGGGAAGGAGGAGCUGAGAAGGAGGAUGCACCUCCCUCCACCACCAUCCUUCCUGACACACAGCUGCCUCCCCCAUCCUCCUCCUCCUCUUCAUCCUCUUCUCUGGAGACAGAAGGUCCUGUGGUUCGUCCUGUGCCGCUGGACAUGGAGCUGAAUGUCACGUCAGCAGAACACUCUGGCAGCGAGUCAGCGACGGAGGAUAAUGCCACAGACAAGGAGGACGAGAGUAAAUCUCAGAGAGAGGAGAUGAAGUGUGAGAGAGCGGUGACACCUGGAGACGUCUCCCCGGCUUGCAAAAGACUCAGCCCUAAACCAGACUCUCCCCUGGUGUCUCCGUCGGUGACCCCCUCCUCCUCCAGCAGCGGCCUGACCAGCAGCGGCCCUCUCUCUCAGAGCCACUCUUACUCUUCCUCCCCGCUCAGCCUGUUUCGUCUGCAGGAGCAGUUCCGCCAGCACAUGGCUGCCACCAACAACCUGGUGCACUACCCUGCUUUUGACCUCGCUGCCCCAUCUUCACUCCCCUACUUGGGAAUGAAUGUUAACAUGCCCCCUGCGCCGCUGGGCUCUCUGCCCUGCCAGUCUUACUACCAGUCCCUGUCUCAUCAUGCCCAGCAGGUGUGGAACAGCCCGCUGCUACAGGCAUCGGCUGCAAGUGGCCUCACAAGCCACAACAGCAAGACCACCAGCAUCGAGAACCUGCGUCUGAGGGCCAAACAGCACGCUGCCUCACUGGGACUGGACACAAUGUCUAACUGAGAUCGAGAUUGUACGGAGGACAAUGAAAUCUAGGCCAGAACCUCGGCUUACACAUCACCCCAUCCUACUCCUGUGUCUGUGUGACUGUGAUAGUUAGGAGCCAUAUACUGACCCCUUCUUGAGUAGACGGGCACAGGGCAUGCAGACAUGUCCAAAAAUAAAACAUGCCAGCAUGCACCGGACCUACAGAACUCCAUAACACAGCCUUUUGAGACAGACCACACUUCUACAGCUUGUUUAACUCCUCUUAGCUUCUGUUGCAGCUCAAGGUCCAGCAGUAUGACCCCAGGAAAAUAAUCACCAUACUGAACUUUGCAAGAAUAAGAAGUGACGAAUAAGGCAAAUGUCCCGACUAAAAGGACACUGAACGUAUUUCUGACACACGACAUUAUAAGAUGUUUCCAACAGACAUGUAAUGCUGGACCUUUUUAACAUCUAAAAAAAAAGUAAAAAGUAUCACUGAAAAUGAUGUGCACAGCUGACGAUGGAGGCACUCAGUUUAAAGACAAUGCAAAUAAUGUUUACAAGGAUAAUGUGAAUAAAUGAGGCACUUUCGGAGGAACUAGGCUUCGUCGGCCAGGAGGAAAAAGGCAUUGCUUGUGCAGCAAAGAAACCAUUUCUGUCACAGGACCAUUGACAUUUCAAUUAAGCUACGUGGUUAUGUACUUAGCAUGUACUACAUAACAGCACAUAAAUAAAAAUAAACUCAAGCCAUGUUGUCCUCAACAGCAUAAUUAAAAGUGACUAAUUUACCAGUUUAAUGGCCAGUGAUAUGGCACUUUUACAGAGGCUGGCUUGACAAUGAGAAAAUGAUUUCAGUGACUAAAUUCUCAAAGCUUUUAAUUACAUUUUGCCCUGGGCUGAGAGAGUGGGGGCAAAUGCAAUUAUGAACAUGCAUACCAUUUAAGACCACCUUUAACAAUUCAAAAAGGUCUGUACACUAAAAUGGUCAAUUAAGGUAGCCACAUGAUUGAUAUCACUUUAUGAUGAGUUGAUCAGUUUUUCUUAUAAAAAGUGAAUAUAAACUGAUGUGGUAAACAAAUUUGGAUGUUAUUAUUCUAGCAGUUUUAGCCUUAAUAUUCUCUUGAGGAAACAUGCGGCUUUUCAUUGAAAGUCACACCGACUGUUAGCACUUGAUGAGAAGAAUCACACAAGUCUCUGAUGUUUUUCUGUUCAUGUGUUCUGGAAGAUAUGAAAAAAAAUGCACAUUAUUUUAAUAUGUAAAAUACAAAAAAGUCUAUCUAUUAAUGUUUACUGGUAAGGUAAUUGUAAAGUUCCUAUUAUGUUGUAUAAUUGAUAAUGGUCUCAGAUAAAAUUCCUUUAGCUGUCAGAUUGUAAGAUUGUAUUUGCUGAGC
Thunnus maccoyii (southern bluefin tuna) is the source of this 2817-nucleotide messenger RNA. RefSeq names its product diencephalon/mesencephalon homeobox 1a (gene dmbx1a). The transcript has 5 exons. The record is from RefSeq and is a predicted model, not a curated record. NCBI's taxonomy places the organism in Eukaryota, Metazoa, Chordata, Actinopteri, Scombriformes, Scombridae. Gene Ontology annotation, molecular function: DNA-binding transcription factor activity, RNA polymerase II-specific; RNA polymerase II transcription regulatory region sequence-specific DNA binding. Gene Ontology annotation, biological process: regulation of transcription by RNA polymerase II. The coding region runs from base 287 to 1462 and encodes 391 amino acids.